Messenger RNA from Fragaria vesca subsp. vesca, 774 nucleotides. Its product is annotated as exonuclease 1-like. Lineage: Eukaryota; Viridiplantae; Streptophyta; Magnoliopsida; Rosales; Rosaceae. The transcript has 5 exons. Gene Ontology annotation, molecular function: 5'-flap endonuclease activity. The record is from RefSeq and is a predicted model, not a curated record. The coding region runs from base 1 to 774 and encodes 257 amino acids.
AUGGGGAUAGGAAACGGAAGCGAAUUGUUGGAUAGCUUUGGAGACGCAGUAAAAAGAGGCAUUCCCCUAGAUAGUUUGGUCAACGAAGGCAUUACGAAUGUUGGGGUUGACACCACUCAUAGGCUUGUGAUCGCGAAGAGUCGACUUCAGGCUCACCAAAGGAGAGGCCACUCCUUGGUCAGUGAGGGCCUUACGAAUGAUGAACUGCAUGCAGAAUAUUUCAUGGAUGAUUGUUGUAAGAAUGUUGAUGUACUGAGGCAGAAUGGACUUGAUCCUAUUUUGGUGUUUGAUGGGAAUGCUACACCUUUAAAGACCAAAAUAAUGGAGCUGAGGAGAGCGAUACGUGAGGAAAACAAGAAGAAGAAUAAAAACACAAGUAAGAAAAAGCAUCCAGCUGAUAGUGCUUUUAGUGCCCGAAAUAUUCAAAGUUACAAGUGGCCAGUUCAAAGAUACAUUCCUGACAGAUCCAACGUAUGCAAGUGGUUGAUAAAGAAAGGAAUACAAUUCUUUGUAGCUCCGUACGAAGCGGAUGCCCAAUUGACACACUUGGCAAGCAAGAAAAUAAUAGAUGCCAUCAUCACUAUUGAUUCAGACCUUAUAGCAUUUGGAUGUGGAAAACGGUUAAAAGAAGCGAAGGAUGCCUACAAAAACUUUACGCCACACAAGCUUUUAGAAAUGUCAAUUAUAAUUGGUUGCGACUAUUUACCAAAUUUGGCAGGCAUAGGCAUUGCAAAAGCUCCCGAAAAGGUUGCGAAGGCUGAUUACAAGCAGUGA